This is a messenger RNA of Durusdinium trenchii, 2130 nucleotides long. The record is from the annotation of a GenBank genome assembly. Lineage: Eukaryota; Dinophyceae; Suessiales; Symbiodiniaceae.
AUGUUUGUGAAGGUGGUUCUCUGUGCUGUUGUGUGGCUGGUGAGUGCUUACACAGCGGCCUACCCCUGGCUUUUGUGGCCCGGGAUUGACCCCUCCGUAGCAACAGGUAUGUUUGAUCGGCGUUGGCUCAAUUUGGUUGUGAUGGUCAUUUUCAUGGUGCUCAUCGCUUGUUGCCAGUUCAAGCGGCACCCACCCUCCGCUCUUGCAUACGAUGCCAAGUGGUGUGUCUUUGGGAGCUGGCUGGAAUUGCUGGCCAUUAUAUUGUAUGAAGUAGCCAAAGCCAAUGAACGUCUGGCACAUGACAGCAACCACCUGAUGGAUUUCUUUCUUUGCAUGGCCUACAGCAUUGAAUCGGUCGUUUUGGCCUGGACCUUAGGUGCCUUCCGGUGCCACAUCAGCUCCUUGCAAUUGUCCAAAAAUGAGCUGCCCUGUGGGUGGAUCUACAUCAUGUCCCUAGCCCUUAUUGCCCAGGUUUUGGUCAAUGUGAUACAGAGGUACUUUGAUACUACUUCCUUCUCAUUGCUCCUGAGUAUACUGCUCUUGGCGGUCUUCCUAGUGAUUCUUGCAACCUAUACUGCGAAGUUUUGCUUGGUCUUGAGCCGGGGCUUGCACGUCCUGCUGGUGGAAGCGAGCCGAGUCGAGGGCUCGGCCCGUCGGAACAUGAUCUGGGCUGCUAAAGUGUUGCGGCUAGAGCUGACGGUUGUCUUUCUCUUUGGUGUUACUGUCUUCGUCGCCUGGUCCUGCAUCUUUGCCAUUCGAGUCUUGAAGCUAGCUUCUGAAGAGGACUACGGGACACUGAGAGGAAGGCUUUGGAACUAUGCGAGCUUACUCCGUCGCUUUGCAUGGGCCUUUUCUUCAACUUGCCUCACUGGCAUCCUUUGGCAAGGAAGGGAACCAUCUGAGGAUGAGAGUGGCACAGAAACCCGGCGCCACGCAAGCUCCGCGACGCGGCUCUCAGACGAUAUGGGUGAGGAGGACCGGGAGAUCUUCAAGGCGACCGUGGAAGACUUGGCGGGUCGUGGACUAACGCUUCGUUCUCUCACUGGCUUUUGGGGUGAUUUGUUGGAUCUGGAGAUUAUGCCUCACUUCGAUCCACGCCUUUCAAGUACAAAUGACGUGGUACGGCAGGCCAUCAUCCCAAUGUCUCGGCAGGGCAGUGGUGGCAAGGCUUUGGCCUGUCUUUGGGAGGAUCAGCCGCUGUUCCCAACCACCAUGGUCACGCACAACUGGUCCAAUGUCUUUGGACAUUUGGUGGCUGCGGUCCUGGCUGACGCCUUAGGAAAAGACACUUAUGCCGGUGUGGCUGCCCAGCUGACGAGCAAGAAGGGCCUUGAACAGCUGAAGCUGCACCUGGAUGCAGAGGGUAAGUUAGACUCCACUUGCUGGAUUUGUGCCUUCUCCGUGAAUCAACACGCCAGCAUUUGUGGUGGCUUUGGUCCCGAACCCGACCGAGUCAGGGAGCCCGAGAGAUGGAAGUGCUGGGACCGAAGUCGCCGGGACUCUGUCACCGACCGGGCCUUUCUGGUAUGUUCUUGCCAGGUGCCGAAGGCCUUCGACCAGAGCGACGCCAGCUGCGAAAUCAACAAGUUUGAUGACAUGAUGCACUUCCUACAACAGCAGGACAUUGGCUUCGGCCAGCUGGUGGUAGUGGAUGAGCACUUCGGGGUACUUCAUCGUGCGUGGUGCAUUGCGGAGAUCGUGGAGGGGAAUACCAUCGCUGGAGAGGAUGGCAACUUCCGCAUGCGAGCCACGGUGUACUCCCAGAAUUCGGUGUUUCUGAACUACGACAGUCUGGCGGUGCUGGACGUGCGGGAAUGCUGCGCCACCUUGGAGAAAGACCGGGAGUUCAUCCUCUCCAAGAUUGAAGGACAGGAAGCAGAAUUCAACAUGAAGCUGCAAAACUUCAUCUUCGGCUCCAAGGGUUUGUUCAGAACCUGGGUGGACAGUCGGGAGCGCGGUCGCCGGGUGGCGUUCAUCUGGCGGAAAGCGGCGGCCUUGGCAUCCGAGAAUCUUCAUCCAUCCUGUGCAGAGCGGGUGGUCGAGUUCUUCUUGUUUCGGCCACCGAUCUGGUGUCGCUGGGACACAAUAGAACCGGACUUGAGAGAUGGAGCCGAGAUGAGCCGAGUCUAG